GUCAGUGCGGGGAGAGGGGCGGAACCUGCCCUUCUUUCCGGAAGGCAGUGUGGAAGAUGGCGGUGCAAGAUCCUGAAGGUGGUGGUUCCGUGUCGGGCAGGAGCCUCCUGUCAGGAGGCCUCCUGGAACUGCUCAGACCUGCGGUGGAGGAGGUAGAUCAUCAGGUACAGGGAGUGAGGGAGAGUCAGUUGGAUCUUCGCGAACAGAUCGACAACCUGUCGGCAGAGUUGUAUAGGAUUAAUGAGGAUCAGAAAGUGUCGCUCGAUCUGGACCCAUAUGUUAAAAAAUUGCUGAAUGCAAGGCGGAGAGUGGUGCUCGUGAACAACAUCUUACAGAAUGCUCAGGAACGACUGAGACGGUUAAAUCACAAUGUUGCUAAGGAAACAGCUCGUCGUAAAGCCUUGCUGGAGUCUGGAAUACUACUCCCUGGUUCUCCAAGUAAAUGAAGACAGUUUAUGAAAAACCAAAUAAUCGCAAAAUGCUGCUGUUAGAGAAGACAAGAUGACCUCCUAUAUGGAUUCUCUCAGCUGUGAUGCUUGAAGCACAUGAACUCAGACAAAAUUGAUAGUUUUUGUGGAGUGGAGAGGGAAAAGGUUCAAAUCUGUCACAAUUGUGUGCAGUUCCUAAUCCUGGCUACAGAGGCCUUGUUUGGUACAACCAGAAUAGAAUAUCUUCUGAGAUCUGUUAUGCUUGGUCAAGGUUGAAUUCUGGAACAUUUAGAACCACUGCAUUCAGCUUAAGUGUUAACAUGCACUGAAGCUUCUCACAUGUUCAUAUUGUGAAUAAUGGCACAUCUGUCAGAGUAGAGAGAUUUAAUUUUUGCAGCUCUAAUAUCUGGGCACAACUCCCACCACCCCCCCACACACCACCUUUCUCUUCCCUUCUCCCUGCCCCCACUCUAACCAUCCUUGUUGAAGUAAUGCUUCAAGAUAAUCAUCCUUUGCAACCACUUGGUUCAGUUCGAACUGAGCAUGACUCACGUUUCACUAUUCCUUCUGCAAGAGCUGAAAUCUUUCAUCUUGUUCACAAAUAGACAGUACAGUCUCUUUCUUGUAAUGUAAACUGACUUUUAUGAUGUUAUGACUCGGUGCUAUACCACUUUGAAUCUAUAAUAGUUAAUACCAUGAUGUCUAAUGAGAUACUUAAUGGACUGACCAUUCUUAGCUUGAAUUAUGGACUGAGUCAGGAAAAAUAUAUAAUUCAAAAAAUAA
This is a messenger RNA of Stegostoma tigrinum, 1211 nucleotides long. RefSeq names its product SNAP associated protein (gene snapin). Gene Ontology annotation, cellular component: BLOC-1 complex; BORC complex; synaptic vesicle. The coding region runs from base 57 to 446 and encodes 129 amino acids. NCBI's taxonomy places the organism in Eukaryota, Metazoa, Chordata, Chondrichthyes, Orectolobiformes, Stegostomatidae. The record is from RefSeq and is a predicted model, not a curated record. Gene Ontology annotation, biological process: synaptic vesicle exocytosis; intracellular protein transport; endosome to lysosome transport. Gene Ontology annotation, molecular function: SNARE binding. The transcript is spliced from 4 exons.